Messenger RNA from Cercospora beticola, 1179 nucleotides. RefSeq lists its product as uncharacterized. The record is from RefSeq and is a predicted model, not a curated record. Lineage: Eukaryota; Fungi; Ascomycota; Dothideomycetes; Mycosphaerellales; Mycosphaerellaceae.
AUGGCGAAGAACCAACCACCCAAGAAGGGCGUCGCCUACAAGCCGAAGAAGAAGAGCUCCGAGCCCACUGCCGCGCAAGUCGGCCCAGUCCAGGACACACUAUCUCUGCCAAGCUCGGGCCUGGAGUCUGACGACGACGAUGGCGAUGACAUGCCUCUCACUGUCUCCAACGCCUCGCUGAUCAACCGCAAGCGUAAGCGUACCACCAAGACGGCACCAGAACAACUCGACGAGAAGCCAAAGAAGCCUCGAGUCUCAGCGGAAAUCUCUCGUCCUCGCCCACAAACCCUGCGACGUCAAGCUCCGAGCAAGGCUCACGAUCCAGAGAACGCGCCUUCCAAGGAGGCCAUGUGCCGUGCCAUGAGACAAGACUCUAAAGUUGGGCUCAGAGAGUUUUCGGAUGCUGAGAAGCGCGAUUUCUGCAUAGUUCACCUACCAGCAUACCUUGGCACAGCGACCAUGACCACCUCACCAUUCCAAAUUGAUCAGUGGAUCGAGUCUUGGUGGAACAGGCACGGCAAGCAGUCGUGGGCGAAGCUCAAGAAACGUCAGCGCGAGUUCGAGAGUGCCUCGAGUGGUAGCGAUGCCUCCACGCUGUCAAUCAGCGACGUCUCGGCAUACAAGCAGAGUGGUAAGGCGCCUCGCGCGGCUUUGAAGAGCGUUGUUCAACCACAGAUACCAUUCUCGGAGCUGCCGAAGAUUGAGAAGAAAUCGAAGAAGCGCAAAUCGAGCGCUGGAGAAGAAGAGGACGGGGUGCUGCGAGCACUUUCCACCAACAAGAAAGCACGCACUGGCACGAGCGAGACUCACGCCGAUUUGUCACACCAGAUGGUUGGCGCUGCCGAAGAUCGCACUUCCACAUCGCGUGAGACUUCGAAUGCCAAUGUUACCCCAAUCGCCGCGUGGAAAGACAUUGAGAAGGCGCCAGAGACAGCAGUCGAGAAAGCUGAUACUCCUCAAGCUCGCCCGAUGACUGGUCGGGAAGCGAUUGCUCUCGCCGAGAAACAGAAUCGCGAGGCACGCGAAGUGGCAGAGCGCAAGACGUACGACGAGAAGCAGACCGAUGUGGAUGGCGAGAUUGCCAAGCGCCUGACAGAGCCAAGCCAGGUGCCAAAGGUCAACGUGCCGAGCUUUGGGGCUUACAACGUCCUUGAGAGUCUCGGUAUUGGCAAGAAGUAG